AUGCCGACACUCGCUUUGAUCAAUUUCAAUAUCGUCUGUGCAACCCUUGGAGGAUUUAUUUCCCUCUUUGGACUGGUUUCAUACCUAUGCAAAGAGAGAUUCUACCUAUCUGAAGCAUUGAUCUCUCUCUUGGCAGGAGUGGUCUUCUCUCCUCAUGCAGCCAAUUUUAUUAGACCGGAGGAUUAUGCCUUGCACUCUGCUCAGAACCUCGAGGCGAUCACGCUUCAUUUCACCCGUCUGGUUCUGGGCGUGCAACUAGUCCUUGCUGGCGUGCAGCUUCCCAAGCGCUAUCUCCAGAUUGAAUGGCGAAGUCUGUCCCUGCUGCUGGGACCGGGGAUGGCUGCGAUGUGGAUGUGCAGCAGCUUAAUCAUCUGGGCCAUGGUUCCGAACUUUCAGUUUCUCCAUGCCCUGAUUAUAGCCGCAUGUGUGACGCCGACGGAUCCCGUUCUGUCCAAUUCCAUUGUCAAGGGCAGGUUUGCAGAUAAACAUGUUCCGCGUUCCCUGCAGCGUAUUAUUGUUGCUGAAUCCGGGGCCAAUGAUGGUCUUGGCUAUCCGUUUCUUUUCUUCGGAAUAUAUCUGCUCAAGUACACUGGAAUGAAUGGAGCUGGAUACAGUGGAUCGGCCGGGAAGGCCAUCGGAUUAUGGCUCUACGAGACCUGGGUAUAUACCAUCUUACUCAGUAUUGUCUACGGCACUGUGGUGGGCUAUAUUUCUCGGAAGUUGCUUCACUGGGCAGAAGAGAAGCGUUAUGUUGACCGAGAAAGUUUUCUGGUUUUUGCCAUCGCACUCGCUCUUUUCGUGGUGGGAACCUGUGGCCUUAUUGGGACAGAUGAUCUUCUCGCUUGCUUUAUUGCUGGAAACGUGUUCACACAGGACGAUUGGUUUCGUCUCGAGACUAUGGAUGAUUCGCUUCAACCGACCAUUGAUAUGCUUCUCAAUUUGUCGGUUUUCAUGUGGUUUGGAGCGGUUUGCCCAUGGUCCUCAUUCCUGAACAACGACGUCAUUUCCAUUUACCGACUUAUUUUCUUGGGAAUUCUGAUUCUACUGGUGCGUCGCAUGCCGAUCGUCUUUGCAAUGCACAAGUACAUACACCAGAUUGAAGAUCUGUCUCACGCGGCUUUUGUUGGAUUCUUUGGUCCAAUUGGCGUUGGUGCCAUCUUCUACCUUUCUAUCAGCCGGGAGUUCCUUCGGGAAAUCGUCGUUGAUGGUAAGAUACGUGAAGACGCACAAAAGGUCAUGGACGCUGUGGAGAUUAUUGUGUGGUUCUUGGUGAUCUGCAGCAUUGUAGUACACGGACUUUCCGUUCCCGUCGGAAAAGCAGGCUAUCACUUGCCACGCACUAUCUCCAGUGCCAUCAGUACUAGUGGUGCUGAUGAGCCUGAUGCUGUGCCGAUUUCGAACGUUCCACACACUCAUAGUACUGCGAUGCCCCAUACUGAUGCUGCCGACCCAAGUUCCCGAACUCGCAAGCGGGGUGCACAGCGUGAAUCGCCACAUCCGCCAUUGUUUCGGAUUGGUCGUACGGUCAUCCGUCCGCGGUCGCCUUCGAGUCAGCUUCAGCCUGGUGUGGGGCAGGAUGAUGAGCCUGAAAGGCCUGUGAACCUGGUUCUUCAUGAACCGGCGAGCGGAGUGCGUGAUGCGCACGAGGACUCAUCUGUGCCAACUUAA
This is a messenger RNA of Penicillium macrosclerotiorum, 1668 nucleotides long. Its product is annotated as putative Na/H antiporter. Gene Ontology annotation, cellular component: plasma membrane. Gene Ontology annotation, biological process: proton export across plasma membrane; sodium ion export across plasma membrane; regulation of membrane potential. Bases 1 to 1668 code for a protein of 555 amino acids. NCBI's taxonomy places the organism in Eukaryota, Fungi, Ascomycota, Eurotiomycetes, Eurotiales, Aspergillaceae. The transcript is spliced from 5 exons. Gene Ontology annotation, molecular function: sodium:proton antiporter activity. The record is from RefSeq and is a predicted model, not a curated record.